GGUAAUCCAGUCAGUCGAUGGCGAGCCGGCGUCGGUCAUCAAGCGUUGGUGAUCGACUAAGGUUGGUUGUGAAAGAGCCAAGAGCAUCGGCCAAUGCUCCAAGCAUAUUGCCGGCUGUAGUACAUGACACGUGGGCGUAUGCAAGAGAGCGAUCAUUCAUGAAGUCACAAUCAAUACUAUAACGGAGCACGUAUCGUAUCGGAGCAUAUUGUGGAUACAGUGUGUCUGUGUGCGAAACGCAAGUAGUGUUGGUGCGUUGCUUUCACGGUUGCUGAAAAGCGGACUGAGGAGCGCAUGUUGCUCCCUUCGAGCUUCGAUCGGCCUAAGGACAGCUGGGACGAGGUCCUUGGAAGGGAAUGUUCUGAAACGGCGUGUCAGCGUACUCACAUAAGGGUGAAAGGUCAUCCGGACAGUUCGAAGCAUGACGAAAUAUUGGCUGAGCGUGAUCCUUCUCAGGGUCGUUCUACCAGUCAUCUUAGCCGGAUGUACAAUAUGGCGACCAGUGGGAUUGUCGACAAUUUAUCUGGGAUUGAUGCUGUAUUCUCCGAUGAUACCGAUACCAAUGCGUGGAGCUAUGCCGCAACACACCAGGACAUAUAUGAAAAUUUGCAUUUGCUUAGCCUUCCUUAUAGCCAUAGCUCAGAUCACCUUCCACAUCGUACUCCUAUCAUUACAGCCCUACGGAUACUUUCUUCAAAAUUGCGAAUUUAUAGAGAAAAUGUUCCGACAUAUAGGUUUUGUCAGAUUAGAUAGCGCAUCCGUCUGGGAAGUUUUUUAUUGGCUAACGCCGGAAUUCAUAGUUUUACCAACUGUGAUCGCGAUGUAUCUUAUAUGUAAUGCCCUUAUGGUGAGACAAGAUAGCGACGAUAUUAUAUCUCUUCGUCAAGAAACUUAUUCUGAGCAAAAGAAGACGGAGGACAAAACCACUAUGAUAAUCAACUUCCUGGGACGCAUCGGUACCUACGUCGUUCUAGCGUCAUUGUGCUGCACCGCGGCCUUGAAGCCAUCGAUAGAGGCAGCUUUCUACUUCCUGGUGUUUCUAGGCGCAGCUACAUGGUGGGCUUGCAACAGGGAACUGCGAAAAAAUUUCGCGAUAAUUUGCAGGAUUAUCAUGGUUGUUGUGAGCCUUCACAUCAUUGCGUUGCUUGCCUACCAGAACCAAUGGCCACAAGAGUUUAUCCCUAUCGACAGUCCGUGGUCACGUUACCUGGCGUUAACUGCAGUUUAUCACACCAAUUGCAGUCAUCCACGAUACAUAGAAUAUACGAGUGAUGCCGAUUGGUUGAUCUACGGUUACGCUUUGAGACUGUUUUGGCUGUACUACGUUCUGUCAUUGCAAUCCCAGUUUCUCAUGAAACAACCGGCGUUGCAGGCGAAGAGAGCGAAACGAUUAAGCGGCAAACUGGAGAACUUGGACACUCCGUUGUCAAGACAUGUGUCCAUCAGACGCAGGACACCUUCUCAAAGAUGGCAAUCGGCGCGACGUAAGGCUCGCCUCUUGCGAUUUGGGUCAGGAAGGGCGGGGCUUCUCCAAGACUCUACUGGGAGCGUCAUCGUUCAGGAUGGUCACCAGGAAGACAGCGCGCAAAUGCAGAGCCUCAGUGAAGGAGCUCCUAAUGAGACACCAGGUAUUGUCGAGCAAAUAAUCAUGGCGGUGUACUCUAUCUUCCAAUUAAUAGUAAACUCAUCGUAUCUUGCUACAAAUAUAAUUAUGAUGACAUGGAGUAUAAUGUAUCAUAGUUGGGCAACAUUCGUCCUGCUGCUCUGGGCAUUGAUUUUAUGGAUGGUUCCCAAUAAACGUGCUUCCAUGAUGAAGUGUUCACCCUUCAUCGUAUUUUAUGCCACUCUCUUACUUCUCGGACAAUAUGUUUAUAGUAUGGACUUGAAUGAUCAAGAGUUGCCACAAGAAGUAAACGGCGUCAAUAUUUCCGAGAUCGGUUUUAUCAAAGCCGAUAAACUCAGCCGCUGGCAUUUAAUAGUUAAGUGUCUGUUUAUAUCGAUGUUUUGGAUUACUAUGAGACAAUAUAUGGCAGAACGGAAGCAACAGCAACGAUCUUCUGCAUUAAGGGACAUGGUAGCCCCGCUACACGUGUCUGUCUCAACUGCUACAACUGCUAUGAGUCACGAAACGCCCGAGAUCAAAAGUGAAUUUAUGAAAGAAUUCGGUAUUCAAUUACGGAAUUCACUAACGAAGUUCUGGAUCGCUGUGGUAGCAAUCACGUUGUUCAUCUGCGGCAUUAUGGGCGAACGUAUGACGGUCUUCAGAAUUGUCUAUAUGUCAUUGUUCCUCUUCUUUGUCAUUACAUUCCAGGUUUCAUGGGUAGUAUGGAGAAGGAUGAUGUACGCAUUCUGGUUAACUUUAAUUGGAUAUUCCAUCAUAAUGCUGAUCCUUGUGUACACCUACCAAUUUGAAAAUUUCCCGACAUAUUGGGAUUAUCUUGGAAUAGAUCAGGACCUACAAAUGGAUAUUGGAUUGGAGACUUACGAAACCAAAGAUUUAUUCGUUCGUUUGCUGACGCCGACAUUCUUCGUUAUCAUCACCGUAAUUCAAAUUCAUUAUUUCCACAAUGGCUUCCUUCAAGUCACCAAUAUCGACAGAGUAGAGCCUGGAAAUGCAUAUAGACGCUCUAGCUUGGGUCAUUCACCUAGUUACAACAUUGCUGCAUCUUCGCCGGCUGAUGUCACGCUCAUAGAAGACGAAGGAUAUACGAUAUAUACGUUGAAGCAAUUAAAGCAUAUGUCAAAAUUAGAAAGAAUUGCGUUGUGGCGGAGAAUAAAACAACAUAUUAUAAAUUUUUAUAAUUACACUUGGCUCUUCUUCGAAAUUCAUGUGCAGAAAAUUAUUUUUAUUUCAUUCGUUCUUCUGUGUAUCUACGAUGUCUGCGCGAUAAAUUUCUUUUUCAUCGCUGCCAUAGUCAUAAUAAUAAAUUUCAACAGAAAUAUUCAAACAACAGCAAUUAAUGUGAUGGCUGCAAUUAUAUCACUUCUUAUGGUCACUAAAAUGUUGUACCAAAUUAAGUACAUUAAUCACGAAAAUUGGAAUGUUAAUUGCACGACUGCCAUGGACGAAGAACAUCAACAAUAUUCAAACAUCACUGUCUACAAUAUAGCCGAGUGGUUUGGAAUGAAAAAAGCUGAGACGGCUGAACUUCCAAAAUUAUUGGCAGGUUAUAUCGGCAUCGUCACCGUGACAACCUGCAGGAAAAUAAUUAGGGUCCGUCAAUUAUUUUAUCGCCUUCAUAAAGAAGAGCCGUUGGACACUCCUCAAGUGAUGUUUCCAGCUAUCACCAGAAUAGAUGCCGACAAAGGAAUAUCAGAGUGCUUGAAGUUCCUCUUCAACUAUGGUUUCUAUAAAUUCGGCCUUGAAAUAUGCCUCAUUGGCAUCGUCGCAUUGAUUGGCACCAGGCUGGACUUUUAUUCAGUUUUAUACUGUAUAUGGCUGUUAUUGUUCUUCUCGUUAAAAAGAAAAACUGUGGCGCGACUCUGGCCAUGCUUUAAAUAUUCCACUAUAAUUCUUCUACCUGUUCAGUACGCUAUUGUUGUGGCUCCACCAUCAUGGCUUUGUAUAGAAUAUCCAUGGGGCACAACCGAAGUAAUGAGGAGAUUGCAAGAAUGGAUGUUCCUUCCUGACCCAGAUUAUCCACCGAAUCCCAAAAAAUUGAUUUGUGACUUUAUUUUAUUAAUGAUGAUCGUGCGACAAAGUCUGAUCUUCAAUAUCGAACAGCAGAAUUUGCAAUCUAACACAGAUUUCGCAGCUGGCCACAAUUAUUCUGUUUUUAAAGAUAUGGAGAAACCGAAUUUUGUGAAUCCUGUGAAAGAUUAUGUAUCGCAAAUUCACUCUUGGUUGGACGUAAUCAAACGUGGUGGCAUGAUGAGUCUCAUGUGGUUGACAUUAUCGAUCAUGUUUUUAGCCGGAACAGAAAGAACGAAUAUUUUCUCACUUGGCUACCUCAUAGGAGCAUUCUUAUUCCUUUGGCAAGGAAGUGAUUUUUAUUUGAGACCAAUCGGAACUAUUUUGAAAUGGUGGAACAUACUAAUUGGAUACACCGUCAUUGUAAUUUUCGCAAAAGCUUUACUUCAAGGUGUAGGUUGUGUCCUCAUCAAAGAUCUCGAACAUUCAGUAUGUUCGCUAAUACAAUUGCUGGGCAUCGCGUGUCUAAAGAAAUUCAAGAGUUCCUCGAGUGGCAUACUGGAUCCCAUGGAGUGUGAUGUCCCCCGUGAAAAUAUCGGCAUGGUCUGGGAUGGGCUAUGCUUUGGUUUCCUUUUGAUACAGAAACGUCUCUUCAAAAGUUAUUAUUUCUUCCACAUAGUAGACGAGACGAAAGCCAUGAAGAUUCUAGCAUCCCGCGGUGCCGAGCUACACGAAGAACUACAUCAGAAGCGCAUAGAAGUUCAAGAGAGCGUAGAGAAAGCUGUCUUAGAAAAACUCAAGUUCAAGAUGGAUAAGAUCAAGGCCAAUCAGCAAAAGAUACAGGGACCAUCCUACAGAGAACCCCAGACUCACAAAGUCGAUGAACUCUAUCCAAGAACACGGCCAUUGUACAGAAUUCGUUCGCCGAAGACGAAUAAAGAGGCCAUCAGAUCAGGUGACUACUACAUGUUUGACGAUCUGGACGACGAUGAUGUCACCGAUUUACUUCCCGAAAGCGAGAGUGAGAGGAAAGAGAAGAAACUUCCCCAUGAGAAGGACCAAUUGAGAAGGAGAAUGACUGUCUCCGAGUUGAUGAGCACGCUGAUUAAAACAGACAUUGAGAUUGCGACGCACGUCGCCAUGUAUGGAGGGACCGAAAAAGAUGCCCUGAAACUUCGACGUAGGAGCGUACCUUUGACACGGAAGAAAUCGUCCAUGUCUUAUCUGAGCGCGCGCUCCGAGACCGACACUGCCAUGGCAACCGAUGGCCCAGAUCGGACAAGUCUCACCUCAGUGGAAAUGGAAACGGAAGAAAAAGAUAUGUCAGGAGCAGACUCGGCUAAAACACCCGAACCUUCGGAUAUUGAAGAAGAAGAAAAAGAAGAGAAAGAAAAAUCCCAAGACAAGAAAAGUGACGAAGAAAAAGGAGACCAGAAAAAAGUUUCAAUCUUUACGUACCUCAAGUUUCUUUUGGCAGUGAUCAACAGCACCCUAAUUUCGAUGACAAAGUAUCUAAAUCGAUUUUCCCACGAUUAUAGAUACAUUCGCAAAGUUUUAAUGAAAGAGAAGACAAAUUUAAAGGCAAAACCCGAUUUUAGAAUGGGAUUACGAUUAGGAAUUAAUCAAAUGUGGCAGCCUUUGAUGCAAGAACGAUCGACUGAAAAUAACGGGGCGGAGGAAACGUACGAUCCUGGCGAAGGUCCAAGCCAGCCACAUCCACAAGAAAAAAGCACACUUUUCUCGCAAGCUUUGCCAGCCCCGUGUGACGAAGAGAUGAGGGAACUUUCAGAAGUGGAUCAACCACCUAUUAUACAGCUGGCAGCAUCCAUUUGGUUCGCAAUCUUGGCGCACUCCAAUCUGCUCUGUUACUUUAUGGUAUUUCUUCAUCAAAUUAUGCACGCGUCCGUACUCUCGACGCCAUUGCCACUUAUGGUAUUUUUAUGGGGCUCCUUGACGAUCCCGCGACCCUCCAAAACUUUCUGGGUCACUUUGAUCGCAUAUAUCGAGGCCACUGUAAUAAUAAAAUGUCUUUUCCAAUUUAAAUUUAUGCCUUGGAAUCUAAAAGCUCAACCGAAUUAUCCGCUAUUUUUGCCGAGGAUUAUGGGUAUUCAACAAAAAUCUAAUUAUGCUCUUGGGGAUUUAUUACUGCUCCUCAUAUUGUUCUUCCACAGAUUUAUGUUAAAAUCCUUGGGUCAAUGGACAAGUCCGUCCAUAAAAACGAGAAAGAUUAUUCCUUCAAAAUUAACUGUAAUGCCAUCAAAACCACCGCCUCCACACGAAGGGCAAGGAGAACAUGAUAAUGCUGUUUCCAUACAGCAAUAUCAGCAACCUGAAGCUGAGCAUGUCGGAGCUGAAUCUCAUACAGAGAUAAAGACACCUCAAGAACGAUCAUUAAGCGUUCAUGCAGCAGGUGAUGCGAAUAGUACUCUGCCGACAACGAACGAAGACGAAAAGUUCGUAGCUGUACAAGGAGAAGAAGUGCAUCCUCACACUGAAUCGUUUUCUAAAGCGGUGGAUAUAACCGUAACUAAAUACAGCGAACCAGUGAAAAAUUUCUUUGAGAGAAUCAUCAGUCCAGCCGGUAAGGAGAAAACAAAUGUAUACGCUUAUAUGUUUCUCUGUGACUUUUUCAACUUCCUCCUGCUCAUCUUCGGAUUCUCCGCUUUCGGGACUCAACAAGGCGAUGGCGGCGUAACAGCUUACUUGCAGGAAAAUCGAGUUCCUAUGCCCUUCCUAUUGAUGUUAUUAUUGCAAUUUGCUCUGAUAGUUAUCGACAGGGCCCUUUAUCUGAGAAAAUCCAUCGUGGGGAAAUUAAUUUUCCAAUAUUGUUUAGUGUUUGGCAUUCAUCUUUGGAUGUUCUUUAUUUUACCGAGCGUAACGGAAAGACAAUUCAACGAGAAUCUUCCGCCACAAAUCUGGUAUAUGGUGAAAUGCUUUUAUCUUUUGCUGGCAGCUUAUCAGUUACGACAAGGAUAUCCGACACGAAUACUCGGUAACUUUUUAUGCAAAACGUACAGCAUCGUGAAUUAUGUCUUAUUCAAAGGAUUUAUGCUGAUCCCUUUCCUCUUUGAGCUUCGUGCAGUUAUGGAUUGGAUUUGGACUGACACAUCUAUGAGUAUAAUGGAUUGGUUUAAAAUGGAGGAUAUCUUCGCUAGUAUUUAUCAAAUUAAAUGCAUGCGAGGCGUGGAGUCAGACUAUCCCCAACCAAGAGGAGUAAAGAAGAAACAAUUAAGCAAAUACUUAGUCGGUGGAGGUGCUUUAUUCGUCAUAAUUGGCUUAAUUUGGUUUCCUCUGCUUCUUUUUGCGUUGGGUAGUACUGUCGGCGAAUCGAACUUGCCUUACGACGUAUCUAUGAAAGUUCAAAUCGGCCCGUACGAACCCAUUUACUCUAUGUCGGCACAGGGCAAUUCCAUCCGUGAAUACACGCAAGCUCAAUACAAUGAUCUUACAAAUAUCUACGCGAAGGAAAAAUCGGCAGUCACUUUCUUCGAGAAUUAUGUCCACUCUGACGUAGCUGCAGUGAAAUUCAGCGGUUUCUCCAAAAGAUUUUGGAGUAUCUCCCCACCUGAUAGAGAAAGAUUGAAAUCGGAAUUGGCUUCUAAUACUACGACAGUAAUUGUACAUGUUGAAUGGACAGUUUCAAGAAGAACAGAUGUGAAAGAUGCUAGUGAAAUCACUACGAGGGUUCGUGAUAUAAAACUGUUCCCUUACGUGAACGGAGAGUUCAAUCCUGUCAGAAAGACGUUGGUAGAUAUGUUGAGCAUGCAAGAUUCUACCGUAACGAAUGCUACUAUACUAUUGCAAUACGCUUUCCCGAAAUUCCUCAAAGUCACCGGUAGAACCAUCUAUUUUGUACCGCAAUUAAUGUGGUCGCCACUUUUACCGCCGAGAGAAGAUGACAGCGACGACUACCUCUUUAGAAACAUCAGCGUUCAAUUAUCUAUGGAUAAGCAGUGUUGCGCUCAUCAACAAUGGUGGGUAGUGAAGGAGGAAUGCAACGACCUUUUAUACAAAGUUCGUUUGAGCAAAGUGCCUCUAAAUGAUUGCAAAGACAUCAUGAUGUUCUUAUUCAACGACAAAACUUUCCCCGAGGGUUUAAGCUUCAUCAGUGGAUUCGGAAUUCUAGGAUUAUAUACCACGGCAGUGAUAGUAAUCAGUCAGAUGAUGCGGAAGAUCGUUAGUGACAUGGCACCAAAGAUCAUGUUCGAUGAUUUGCCCUACGUCGAUAGAAUCCUUCGCCUCUGUUUAGAUGUUUAUCUGGUCCGUGAGAGUGGCGACUUAUGUCUCGAAGAAGAUUUAUUUGCCAAAUUAAUCUUCCUCUACAGAUCUCCAGAAACAUUAAUCAGGUGGACGAGACCACCCGAAGAAGGGGAACAAACUGAUAACGAUGAACAAGAUGAAGAAGAAGAAGAGAGACAAAGGGAGGAAAGGAGAAGAGAAGAACAAUCUGGUCGCGAUUGAAAAAAGAAUGAAGGCUUCUAGAUAAUAAGUAUUUCGCAAUCUGUAUAAAUAUUUGUAGGAAUUCUAAAAGCUAUUUAACUAUCUUUAUUAAAAUGCAUUCUUGAAAAAUACAAUGGAACAAUUAGUCUGUUCAAGAUUAAGUUGCCAAAGAUGCUUAAUAUUUCUUUAAAGUUGAGAGGGAGAAUGAAAAAAAUCAUUUUUAGAUUUAUAUUAAAUAUUUACGAUGUUCACGCAUGUUCGCAUUUUUUUCACAAACAUUAGUCGUUUUCUACUAAGAGAGCAAUUCUUAAAUUUUUUGUGCAAAUUUUAAGAAAAGCUCAAUUAUAUAUACACACAUACAUAUAUAUACAUAUGUAUGUGUAUUUAUGUUUUUAUGUAUAUAUGAAUGUGUAUAUAUAUAUAUAUAUAUAUAUAUAUAUAUAUACAUACAAUAAAAUUUAGAGGUAUUAACUGACAGGCUUAAAGUUUAUAAUCAUAAAUUUUACAAAAUUUGGUAUUAUUAUUAAUAUUUAUAAGAACAUACACAAUUAUGCCAGAAUCGUAGAUGGGAUACUUUUCCAAGAUUAAUUAUUCUUUAAUCUCAAUUUAUUUUUAUGAAAAAAGUUAUUCCAUCUGCAAUUGUAUAAAUACUGCUACACUCUCUGUACAAUAUGACAUAUGCGAGAAAAGAUAUUUUUCCUCGUAAUAUAAUUUAUGACUUUGUCUCAAUAAUAUAAGUAAUAUUAUAAAAAAAGUCUACAAAUAAAAGUCUACAUAAAUUUUUAAAUUUGAAGAUUAAAAUAAUUUACCAAACAUUAUGACGUCUUAAAGGGAUGCCAAAGUGGAUGACAAGCUCCGAUAAAAAAAAAUGUCUUCACGAUAAAUAGAACUAAAAAUGUCGACAAUAUUAUUAUCUAUUACCGACAUUAUCGAUUUUAUAUCCUUGUAUUUUAUAUACAUGCGAAAAUAACUUAUAUAAUAAGAAUUGCUAAAAAAAAUAGGUUUUCCACUUUUGUCACAUAUUAUGCAAUGCAAUUUCAUAUGAAAUUUUAUCGGCACGCGACCAUUGAAUCCGCGAUGGUAGCGAACGUUACAAACCCGUACGACACAGGCUGUAUUCCGAUAUUCACUGCCAGUGCUGAAAAUCUAUAAUUUAUGUUACGUAUACUAUAGAUUUUUUUUUCAGUACUGAAAGUGAGUAUCGGAACGCAGUCACAAUCUUUCGAGCGGUCCCGCACUGUGCUAUUUUCUCAACGUUUUAAAAGAAACGACUAAGACUCAGUUGCACUAACUAAAUAAUAAGUUCACUAAUUAAUGCCCAUUUCUACUAACUUUAAUUAAUUUAACCGACUGAUUAUUUCAACGAAAUUGACCAAUCGUAUUUCUCAUUAAUUAUAAUUAACAGAUGCGAUUGGUUAAUUCCGUUGAAAUAAUCAGUAAGUUAACUAAAGUUAGUAGAAACAUACAUAACUUAAUGGCAAGUUAACUAACAAUUCAAACAUUCUUAGAUAAAAAGAAUGUUGGACAUAGCAUAGAAACAAUUAAUGUAUACUUUGUAAUGCUAUUGUAACAGCACAACGUGUUUAAAAUAUGUUUCAAGAAAUAUUAAUUUGUUAUAUCAUAA
Odontomachus brunneus is the source of this 9695-nucleotide messenger RNA. RefSeq names its product piezo-type mechanosensitive ion channel component (gene Piezo). Lineage: Eukaryota; Metazoa; Arthropoda; Insecta; Hymenoptera; Formicidae. The transcript has 38 exons. The record is from RefSeq and is a predicted model, not a curated record. Bases 422 to 8092 code for a protein of 2556 amino acids.